AUGGGCUCCUACGCAGAGGAAGAACGUGUUGCUGUCCUGAUCGGGGCUACCUCCGGAAUUGGAGUUGACAUCCUGAAGCACCUUUGCUCCCGAGGAUGGAGAGUAGCAUUCACGGGACGGCGCCAGGAGGCUGGGGAGCAACUCCUAGAAAGCCUGCCGACAAACAAAGCAUUCUUCUAUGCCGCCGACGUUUCGAACUAUAAUGAAACUGCCGAUGUAUUCCAGAAAGUACACAAACGCUUCGGGCGCAUUGAUGCGGUGUGCGUCAAUGCCGGUAUCGUUGACAAAUCCUCCAUCUACAUCUACGAUAAACAGAGCCGAGCCGUGGAAGACAUUCCUCCUGCCCCGGACACCUCUGUCGUUGAUAUCAAUUACAAGGGUGUGGUAAAUUGCACUCAGCUUGCUACACACUUCAUGCGAUACAAUCCACAGCCAGGCGGUCGAAUUGUUAUCACAGGUAGCAUUGGGAGCAUCUUCCCCCACAAGUCCUACCCGAUCUACUGUGGCACAAAGUCCGCUGUGAACCAAUUUGUCCGCGGUGUUGCUCCUCUUUUGAAACAGAAGGAGAAAAUACUUAUCAAUGUCGUACUGCCCGGUAUCUUGGACACACCGAUUGUUCCACCGGAGAUGAUCAAGGCUGUCACACCUGAAUGGUGA
This is a messenger RNA of Penicillium argentinense, 657 nucleotides long. RefSeq names its product Short-chain dehydrogenase/reductase SDR. Gene Ontology annotation, molecular function: oxidoreductase activity, acting on the CH-OH group of donors, NAD or NADP as acceptor. The transcript has 2 exons. Bases 1 to 657 code for a protein of 218 amino acids. The record is from RefSeq and is a predicted model, not a curated record. Gene Ontology annotation, cellular component: cytoplasm. Lineage: Eukaryota; Fungi; Ascomycota; Eurotiomycetes; Eurotiales; Aspergillaceae.